Molecule: messenger RNA, 6753 nt
Organism: Oncorhynchus tshawytscha (Chinook salmon)
Lineage: Eukaryota; Metazoa; Chordata; Actinopteri; Salmoniformes; Salmonidae
Product: transmembrane protein 269
Exons: 8
Coding region: 3860-4675 (271 amino acids)
Biological process (GO): phospholipid biosynthetic process
Cellular component (GO): membrane
Molecular function (GO): phosphotransferase activity, for other substituted phosphate groups
Source: RefSeq, a predicted model, not a curated record
CCUGUGUAGCCUAGUUAUGCUAAUAUAUUUGAGACCAGUGGUUUGAAAUUAAUUUCGUCUUUGACUUUAUAAGUAAAAUAUAUUUGAGUUCGCAAUAGAUUAUACCAGAGGGAUGCAUCGUUUUACUAGGAUACCUCAAUUAUUGGGAUCUUCUUCUUACCACAAGUGUUUGGAAUACAUUGAGCUCGUUGACGAAGUAGACCAUGGGACGCCUUUUUACACGGAGAUGUAAACUAUGCGAUUAUAUUGGAGACUGAGAAUAGAACAUGCCUGCGUGUGGCGGUGUUUACUGCAAUUUUCUGGAUUAUCUUCUAAUCAGAACAAAUUAUUUUACUCAACUAGAGAUUUAAAUAAAUGUUUUUUCAUUAAAAGAUGGGCCCUGCUGACAUGGACUGUUUCCUCAUCGUAUUCACCUUGUGUUAUCAAUGGCUGUUGGUUAUUUACCUAGUAACAAAAAGUGGAAACUAAACAAGUAGUGAAGCAAUAGACUCCUUAUUUUACUGAACUAGAGAUUGUGUCUUUGAAAAGACACAUUAAGGGGAAAGGAUCCAUAAACACAUAGGAUGCUUAUCUUUAUGCACAUCUCCUUAUUUAAAAUGCUGCCUGCCACGAUUUACACACACGCAGGACGAUGAAUUCUACCUGAAUUGACUCAGAAAAGUAACAUAACAUAAGUAGGUCUACAGUACCAAUGCGAGGUCAAACUGGUGUGUGUGUCACAAGCUAGCGUCCGCCGAACCGAUGGGAAAAGUGUUCCGUUGCUAUGUUUCGUUCUACCUUUAUAAGAUAAAAAAUACAUAUUUAUACUCUGAAUUAUACGUUGAAACAUACAGAUUAUGAAAGCAAAUAGAUUGUUUUGUUAAAACCAGAUGAAACCAAACCGUGAAAAAUCAAAAUGUUGACAACCACCAUAUGGAAAUUAGCCAUAGCGACUUCCGACUGAUUAUGAUAGAGUGCGUCACAUAUGUUAAUGUUCAUUUACAAAAUAGAUGACCAACUACACUUGUGUUAUAACUAAAUCCAUCAGUGAAAUUAUGAUAUUCUCAUAAUGUAAUGUUGUACAGUACAGUAGCCAGACAAACGAUAGACGGUUUAUUGUGCGUCACAUCCGGUGGAAUAUUCUAGCGGAUUCUUCUGUUGGACUUUAAAAGCAGGCGCGCAGAGACGCAGACUGAGAUGCUUUUUUACAGGUGAACCACUGAAACGUUAUUGGGAUGCAACAAACAACCACUUUGUACACAUGAAGAAGUAAUUAUUACAGAAGAGAUUCAUUUAAUACGAUUGCUUAGUUCCAUUGAAGCCGUGUCAAUCAUUUGCACUAUUUCAGCAUCAUCUUUAGGUCCUUCCAGCUGCUGUGCUGUGGGCAGACUGACGCAGAGAGAAUCAUGAUUCUGCUGACUCCGUCCUCUGGUAAGUGCUUAUUGCUGGAUGCCCCUGGACAAAUGUGCAUGACAUGGUUGUGAUUUUCUGUGUCAACACUAGAGCCAAGGUCUGGUAAGAAUCAUGCAAAACCGGUGUAGUUUAUUAUUAUAUAUAUAUUUUUUCACAACUCAGAUCAGUUUUUUUUCUUCUUGUACUUAUACUAGCUUAGAGUUAUAUAGCAAGUUGUCAACUAUUAAAUUGUAGAGUGGAUAAUACAUAUUUACUCAAAAUUAAAUCUAUAAUCAAAUGUUAAUGCAGGUUGUAUGUGAUUAGGUAGAAUGUAAUGCUACGAUAAUAUCUUGUUUUUGUUAUUAUUUUUCAUCAUUUUUGUAAUAUUAAAUUAAUAGGAAAUUAUUUCUCAGUUAAAGUGUGAGCAUGAUGUUUUUUUAAAUGUACAUAUUCCAUAAUUUCCCAGUUGUGAAAUUUGCCCCCCAUGCUCGUCUUAAUAGGCAGACAUCCUGGGCCUGUAUUCACAGAGCGUCUCAGAGUAGGUCCCCACUGUCUUAUUGCUUAUGAUCUAAAAGGCAAAACUGAUCCUAGAUCGGGACUUCUACUCUGAGACACUGUGACUAUAAGCCCUGAAAUCUAUAAACUUAAGUGUGAAUGUAUCUGGCUCUGGCUUGAUACUUGGUGGUAUUUAUCAGUGGUGAGACAGUAUUGACUGGCCGGAUUAGGGAUCAGACCUGACGUAUCCUUUCCAUUGAGUUAUGAAAAACAGGUUGACAAUUUUUUUAUUUUUCCAGAAGAGCUGCUAACUGGGUCAAUAUUUCAAUAUUUUUCUAUAUUUGUUGACAUUCUAGGCAAACAGACAAAGAUUAGUGGCAGAUACUGUAAAUGUAUCUGUUUAUUGAUUCACCAUAGUUUACUAUUUGGGGUUUUCUGGUUAGGUUGUCGAAAGCCAAGUAAUGUAAAAUGUAAAUCAGAAAUGAGAAGCAUGCUUGUCAAGUGAACUUCUUAAAAGUUGUUGUUGGCUUGUGCUAUGUCUCAUACACUGUUUUCUUUCAGAUGAAGAGUCUCUUGAACUCGACUGGCUUUGGAAUCACACGAAGUUCUGUGUGCAAAACAGAAUAGUAGGAACAUGACUUUAACCCUUUUUCACGUACAGACGUUAGUUUGUUAGACUUUUAGUUUUAAAAAGGGUUGCUAUGGUAACUUUUUAUUUAUGUUUAUUUUAUGUAGAGGUAUAUGGGUCUUUGUCGGCAGAGAAUAUUCUCUUGGCUACUUUUAUCACCUCGGCUUAUUAACUUCUGUGUGAAAUCCAAACUCCAUAGCGAAGCCACAGACACUCAAGAACAAAGAUCCUUUGUUUGCCUUCUUUGAAAACCCUCAGCAUUGCAAGGACAAAAACAGCCCUGGUCAUAGUGAAGUAUCUAGCGUCACUGGACCGUCCUGCUUUUUGAGUAAGAUAACCUAUCUAUGAUGCCUUUUAAUGCUUCAAGAUUCUGGCAUCAUUAAUUCAAUGAAAGUCCAAUUAAAUUGCCCUUACUCUUCGAUUACUUUAAUAACCAUAAUGGUGGAAUUACACAGUUACACUGAUAGGAACUUUGAUAUAACAAUACUUGGCUUUCACAUAACAAAUGUAUAAGGAAAUGAUGUAAUUACUAUGACAUUUCCACAAAAUACAAACUAUGGAAGAAAGAAAAUUAAAAAAAAACAGAACAAGCAAACUGCCAUUGGCACUUUUUAAAAGCUACCCCAUCCAUGUGAAUGUUGCUGUCAUGUCCUUUGUCAUUGUUCCAGGUCACUGUUUUGCCAGUCAACUAGCCUAAUGAAUCAACAGCCCAGUAGACUCAUUAUCUCAGGGUUGCACUAUAGUACUAUGUGUGGACAGUCCAUUACAAUAGUAUAGUACCAUGUGUGGACAGUCACUUACUCUCUCCCCACCAGCCCGUCUCAGCUAUACAUGCACUAUAUAUUUGCUGAAUAAGUAUUCUGUGUGGCAAUGACUAUGAGAAUAUUAACACUACCAAAUGAUGGUUACUGUACAUACUGUGCCAGCCCCUUUUCUGAAAAGUGGAUUAGUCUAUCGAAUGGUGGGUCUCCAAUAAACUUACAUACUUCUUGGUAAGUGCUACUACUUUUUAUUAGCUACAUGAAUCAAUCUUGCAUAGGUUUGUAAAUAAUGUACAAUUUGUAUAUAAAAAAUGAAGUUUCUUUGCAAAUGUUCAUUCUUUGAUAACAAAUACAUUAUUUAAUACUGUGUAACAACUAUACUUUUUUUUUUGAAGCACAACCUAAACCACUUGUGAAUUUUAUUUAGGUUCUCGCCUAUACUUGAAAUCUGCUGGUUACUAGUACUACUGUAGGUUGGAUGCUGCACAGUAGGUUGGGUGCAUGAGGUUUCUUCCAGCGUACCAAUAAGCUCUUUCUAAGCGAGCAGGCCACGGGUGUCCAGCUCAAGGAGUUUGUACGCAAAAAUGCAGCCAAUGCUCUGUCUAUGGCCAACAUGCUCAUGGGCAUGGCCUCUAUUCUCUGCAGCCUGAACGGCCACCAACAUGCAGCCUGCUGGCUGGUCCUGAUUGGCUACCUGCUGGAUUUGGCAGAUGGGGCAGUUGCCAGGCGACUUGAUGCAUGCUCACCACUCGGUGCUAAACUGGAUGAUUUUGCAGAUUUCACAACCUUUGGGAUUGCAACAUCAUUGCUCCUGAGGACACAUGCCUUAAUGGACAACAUCCUGUGCAUGUGCUACGUCCUGUCUGUGUUUGUCCGCCUCUGCUUCUUCUCCAGCGGCAUCCCCUUCAUGUACCGUGGCCUGCCAUGUAUCUACUCUUCUGCCAUCCUGGCCUGUCUCUCCCUGUUGACCGGAGGUAACAUGGUGAUCCUGCGGGUCACUGCUGUGGCCAUGAUCCUCUUCAUGGUCAACCAGGGCUUCUACCCUCACGACAGGGUCCUGGAGUCACAGGCCUGGAAGAAGGUGGUCUACGCUGGAGAGCGCCUCAGAGACUUUACUGGAAGCCUAUGGCAGGAGCGGAUGAUCUCUGUCCACCACCAUCUAGCACAACCCGUAGAACCUUCCACUAAGUGUGCUGCAUCCAGGAGCCAGUAUUGUUUCUGUGUGCAACAAAGAGAACCCUCUGAAUCAGAACUCGAGAUGCUUAAACAAUUCUUCAAAAAAUGGAUGUUUGGUCCUGUGAAGUCUAUUGGAAUGUUGAUACCAGGGGCGUCAUUUGUAAAGGUGAGUAUGUAUAAAAAACAUCUACCCCAAAAUGUGCAUGCACCAGUUUUCCCACUUUUAAAACUGAACUUGAUGUGAGUGUCUUUAGACCAUGAGUACGCAUAUCUUCUAGUGGUUGUACUAUUGUAUUGCAAGUAGAACUAAGUAUUUUUAUUUUUUUGCAAACGGGGGAUAUUAUGACGCUUAUUCAUAAUCACAAGAUGCAGCCAUUUGCCGUUAGUGAGAAGAGCAAAAAUAUUUUCUUUAAAUCUCAAAUAAUUAGAUUUAGGAAUCUAUUUACUAUUAUUUUAUUUUUCAUGACAAUUGCAGAAUAAAUUCCUCACCUUUUCCUCACCUAGCAAUGAUUGGUUCAUAUUCCCAGAGUAGCCAUGAAAACAAAUUACUAUGUGUAUCUCUCAUUUAAUUGAGCCUAUGUAAGUAGGUUAUGUUUUUCAGGUUUCUCUGUAUGUGAUCCCACAGGCAGCGCUGUUUUAUUGCCUACAGACUCAUUUACCAGGUGAACCUCGAGACAGUUGAUAUUUUUUUUAUUACUUGGAAGUAGGCCUAUGUAUGCUACUGCAGUAUGUCAUUUCAAUAUGUUUUGAGUAGCUCAGACAAUGUUUCCGAAUUGGAAAUCAAACAUUAUGCAGACAGAUCCACAAUAAUUUUCCAUUGUUUUUCUCGUUCAGAAACUCAGUCCUUUUCUAUGUACAGCAUACAUUCUACCAACCUUGUAAAUAGACGGUAGAUUAUAUCAAAUAUUUGACACUGAGUCAGCUACAGUAUUGCUGUGUGACAGAAGCAAGACAGUCCAAGCCUUUUUAAUCUCAGAACCUAUACCAAGGCAGGACAUGGAAACAUAACAUAAUCCAUUGAUAAACAUAAUAUUGAGCAACAAUUCAUCCUUUGCAUAAAGGUGUGGGUUGUAGCCUACUUCUAAAUUGUUGCCAAAUAUACAAUAAAUCAAACAGAAUGUGCGGACAGGCAUUUGGUAUAGGCAGCCAGGGAUGGGUAUAAAUGACAAAAUACCCUGAAGACCAAUGUAACAAAAUAAAAUGUAAAAUGUACUUUUGCAAGUAGCCAGCAGAACAGCAACAACAUUUUCUGUCAAGGUUACAUAAACGUCUUGCUAUGACUGUGAUAUGUUGUUGUUGAUCUACCUUAGUUGAAUGCACUGUCACUCUGGAUAAGAGCUUCUGCUAAAUUACCAAAAUGUAUAUGUGAAAAUGAACAACUGCAAAGCACACUGGGUAUUGUCAUUGGGCUUGUUGUGGGGCAGUGCUCAUAAGAGUAAUACUCAGCAUGCUUUGCAAUGGUAGAUUUUCUUACAUUUAGAUGUGGUUGAUUUAAUAGCCGCUCUUACCACACCUUUGUGCCAUCUGACUUGAUACCAAUUUAGGGUGGAAGGGGGCCACAAAAUUGGGAACCGCUAUAAAGAAAUGGUAUAGAAAAAGUAUUUUGAAAUUACAGCUUUCGAAAGGAUCUUGUUACAAAAUACAUUGGAGUGUAUUUCAGCCCAGUGUAAUACAAAAUACAUUGGAGUGUAUUUCAGCCCAGUGUAAUACAAAAUACAUUGGAGUGUAUUUCAGCCCAGUGUAAUACAAAAUACAUUGGAGUGUAUUUCAGCCCAGUGUAAUACAAAAUACAUUGGAGUGUAUUUCAGCCCAGUGUAACACAAAAUACAUUGGAGUGUAUUUCAGCCCAGUGUAAUACAAAACACUCAGAAGUAAUUCAAAUACAUGUAACAGAAAUACUGCCCAUCUCUAUAGGCAACAUGCGUUUUUAAUUUGAAAAAGUUACUGCAAAAUAUUGUGCCCACGCCUCUACAGAAAUGUGAUCAAAUAUGCUAUUGUUAAUUUACAAACUGUUGUGACCUAAUUCCAAUAGUAUCAAAUUAUACACCAUAAAAGGUGGAGGGCGGAGUUUGAAGGUGGAGUUUGAUGCUUGUUCACAUAUUCACAGUUUUACGACAGGUAAACACGGGGAAAAUGCAUUUAUGGCUUGCACCAAGUUUAUAGAUCUUUUUUUUUUUUUUGACGUACAUUUUCUUUUCUGAAAUGGCACACGCAGAUAUUUAGUACGACAUUUACACAAUGGUUAUAAAUAAGUACAUACUUAUUUUCCACCAUAAUUUUUAAUGAAUUUAUUUGCAAAUCUUUUUCCUCAUUUUGUCUGUC